GAACCGUAUAUAAAUACAGUUGAAUGCUCGGCGUGUCUUUACGUGCUUUCCAUUACUUUCCAAUCUUUCGCUUCAAUUCAACUUUAACCUUUUCACCCGUGUUUAAUUUUGAACUCUCUCGAAGGGAAUCCACGCACGCAUCUCUCACCCUCAAGCAUAAAAUUCUAGUUUUGGUGUGCUGGAAUUCAAAUCUGAACUUCAAUUUUGAGAUCAAGAUUACCUGCCUGCCCAUUAGCUCAAUUUCAUCGAUUUACGCAACUAUAUUCGUGAUCUCGGAUUGUUUUGGAAGAUAA
Messenger RNA from Lactuca virosa, 293 nucleotides. NCBI's taxonomy places the organism in Eukaryota, Viridiplantae, Streptophyta, Magnoliopsida, Asterales, Asteraceae. The record is from the annotation of a GenBank genome assembly.